UAGACUUUGAUCAAGAGGAUCAAAAAUGAUUACAAAGAUAUAGACUAUUGGUAGUAACAUUUACAUGUGGGUUCCGAAUGGUAGAGAUUGAGAAUCUUCCACUUCCGAAUGCGGGAAGACGAGGACAGCAAUCGGCUCGAGAUAAAGACAGGCAUUAACCACAAGUUCCAGUUCGCCGAGAUGCGCGAGGCUAGACUGGUUGCAUCCUCAAAUGGCUGUUCUAUGCUGAGGCUGACCUUUACCGAAAUGUCAAGAGAGAACUCCGAAGCAGGGCAAGUCGCUCAUCUGUAGUAUAGAAAGAUCCCCAAUGCAUGGUAAGGCCGAGGGAUUGGGGAAUGAGUACCUUGUCCGUGGGGGUCAUGGGGGGCAAUGCUAGUCAGCCAAAAGAACACGACUUACAGGCAGAAACCAAAUAAACAUAAAACUUGUGCGGUGAGUAAUGACACCGCCAUGGAGUUAAGCUUAGUUCAAGUUGUGGGGUUAAUUUCAUCCCGUCGAAACGGUUCUCCGUGUGUGAAUGUGGAAACUGCGGAUUCUCUCACCAAAGACACGGAGCGCACGGGGUGUGAAUGAACCUACAGCCCGCAUAUAAAGCGUUGGAAGCCUUUAUAAGGUGUGCUCUUUGCAAAUAGCCCAAGGUGAUGCUGCAAUGAUGCUUUGAUGACGGCGAGCUUACCUGCUGACUUCACGCCUGGUUACUGCGGUACCUGGUAGAGGCAUCUGGACAUGAUCAUUGUUCAGCGUGGAGGCUGCUGGGAGAGUGGAUAGGUGGCUGAGAAGCCGGAGUCCGGGUGUGCCCGAUUGGCCGAAACAGAAAUUUAGUAUGACGUGAAGGUAGUCAAACGGUUGGGGUUGGACUCUUCGUCAAACUUCCACCAAACACCGCAUGGUUAUAUGCGCGAUAAGACGCGUCUCUGGCUGACACGAAGAGCGUAAUGAUGUGUGCUGGGGAGAACACGGGCCAGAUGCUAGGUGUACGAUAAGCUGGAGCGGACAGCCUUGUGUAUGCUGUGGAC
This is a messenger RNA of Serpula lacrymans var. lacrymans S7.9, 1016 nucleotides long. RefSeq lists its product as uncharacterized. The transcript has a single exon. NCBI's taxonomy places the organism in Eukaryota, Fungi, Basidiomycota, Agaricomycetes, Boletales, Serpulaceae. Bases 370 to 573 code for a protein of 67 amino acids. The record is from RefSeq and is a predicted model, not a curated record.